CUGCAUUAAAAUCCUGCCCGCUGGGAUGAUGAGAAGUGAGUAUGAGUUUGAGUUCUGGAGAACAGCCGGAUUUAAGGUGCCGAGGCGGCGGGACGCUUCCAAAGGGCCGGAAGUAGCGACGCGCGAGGGUCGGUGUUUGCAAACAGUGUCUGGGGUGCCUUGAAACAGCCGCUCGCAGUGCCUUCGUGAGGGGAGCCUUGAAACGGCGACAGGCGCGUCCUGACGGGGAGAGACUUGAAACGAUUGUCUGAGGAGUCCGCCGGAAAGGGGAGGGGGUGCCUCGAAACAGCCGGCUGAAGGCGCCAGGCUUUUGUACCGGCUGACUUUUAUUCACUUUAAGAAAACCUUAAAGAGCUUCUAAUAGCCCCGCCUCCUCCUGAGCGGCCCCCGCAUCAAUGGCGGCGCCGGCUGUGGCGGCCGAGGCCGGGCCCGGCGCCGGGGAGCUGCCAAGCAUCUUCGCCCCUGAGCAGGAUGGCGAGCUGGACCAGGAUGUCAACGGCGAGCUGGAGCCCGACCUGGCAUCCAAGUUUGUGUUGGUGAGCCCAAGUUCGGAGCAGUAUGACUGUUUGUUGAAGCAGCUGAGAGAGCGGAUGGAUGAGGGGUGUGGGGAAACCAUCUAUGUGAUCGGCCAAGGCUCGGAUGGCAAGAACUACGGACUGAAUGAUGAUGACAUAGCAGCAUCUGUGGCAACCGUUAAGAGUCUGUCUGAGCAGAUCUACUCUGAUCUGAUUCUUCUACGUGAGCGCCAGGAGGCGGGUGGGAAAGUAGCUGACUACUUGGUGCGCAAACGAGUUGGGGAGAAUGAUUUUUUGGAGGUCAGGGUGGCAGUGGUUGGGAACGUGGAUGCUGGUAAGAGCACAUUAUUGGGUGUCUUAACUCACGGUGAGCUCGACAAUGGACGAGGAUUUGCACGUCAGAAGCUUUUCCGGCACAAGCAUGAGGUUGAAUCUGGGAGGACGAGCAGUGUCGGCAACGACAUUCUGGGCUUUGACAGCACUGGCGACGUGGUGAACAAGCCAGACAGCCACGGCGGAGGGCUAGAUUGGACAAAAAUCUGUGAGAAAUCCAGCAAAGUUAUCACCUUCAUUGAUCUAGCAGGACACGAAAAAUACCUGAAGACGACUGUGUUUGGAAUGACAGGGCAUUUACCAGACUUUUGCAUGCUAAUGGUUGGCAGCAAUGCAGGAAUUGUUGGCAUGACAAAAGAGCAUCUAGGGCUGGCACUGGCACUCAAUGUUCCUGUCUUUGUGGUGGUGACUAAGAUCGACAUGUGCCCAUCUAAUAUCUUGCAAGAAACGCUAAAGUUGCUGCAGAGGCUGCUGAAGUCUCCAGGCUGCAGGAAGAUCCCUGUCCUGGUUCAAAACAAGGACGAUGUGAUUGUAACGGCGUCAAACUUCAGCUCUGAGAGGAUGUGCCCGAUUUUCCAGAUCUCCAAUGUGACAGGAGAGAACCUAGAUCUCUUGAAGAUGUUCCUGAACCUGUUGUCACCACGGACAAGUUUCAAAGAGGAUGAGCCAGCGGAGUUUCAAAUUGAUGACACCUACUCCGUACCGGGUGUUGGAACAGUGGUAUCUGGAACCACACUACGAGGUCUUAUUCGACUGAAUGACAUUUUGCUGCUAGGACCUGACCCGCUGGGGAACUUCAUACCCAUUGCUGUGAAGUCUAUCCACAGGAAACGAAUGCCAGUCCGUGAAGUGCGAGGUGGUCAAACUGCUUCCUUUGCUUUGAAGAAGAUUAAGCGAUCGUCCAUCCGAAAGGGCAUGGUGAUGGUCUCUCCAAAACUGAAUCCUCAGGCUUCCUGGGAAUUUGAAGGAGAAAUCCUGGUGCUACACCAUCCGACAACCAUCAGUCCCCGCUACCAGGCCAUGGUGCACUGUGGCAGCAUUAGGCAGACGGCCACUAUUCUGUCCAUGAGCAAAGACUGCCUGCGCACCGGGGACAAAGCCACUGUUCACUUCCGCUUCAUUAAAACUCCCGAGUAUCUGCACACUGAUCAACGCCUCGUUUUCCGAGAGGGCCGGACCAAAGCUGUGGGGACUAUAACUAAGCUAAUCCAGACAACGAACACAUCGCCCUCCAACACCAAGCCGCUCCAGCUGAAGAUGCAGUCGACAAAGAAAGGUACCACAAUGAAGAAAGAGGAGGCACCGACAGCAGCAAGCUCGACUCUUGACGAAGGUCUGUCCUCGGGACAGGCAGCUGCCUUGCAUGCACUGAACCAGCCUCAGAUGCCUUCAGAGGAGGAUAAACAUAACCGGGAUGUUAAUAAGGAAAACAAGCCCAAGACUAGUGGCGGCAGAAGGCGCGGAGGACAAAGGCACAAGGUGAAAUCCCAGGGAGCUGCUGUGAUUCCAGCAAGUGGUUGUUAGGUAGUUCAGAAAGUGACUCUGCAAGACAAGAAGACACUUGUUCCAUCUUGAUCACUACUUCCCUAGCCCCUCCCCCUUUCUUCUUCCUCCACUGCCCCUGCCAAAAAACCAAAACUCAACCUUCUCAGAAAUCUCAUUAUGGAAGUAUCCAGAACUAAUUAAGAAGUGACAUGAGAAUUGUUACUUUUUUUAAAACAACUUUUUUUGGAAUGGAUUUUAACUUUUUUUUAAAACCAUUUGCCGAAGGCUGAUGUCAGUGUCAAAUGUCUCUUUUGAAUUUUGUGCAUGUGCGUCACUCUUUUGAUAUAAAGAUGUUUA
Molecule: messenger RNA, 2690 nt
Organism: Mobula hypostoma (lesser devil ray)
Lineage: Eukaryota; Metazoa; Chordata; Chondrichthyes; Myliobatiformes; Myliobatidae
Product: GTP-binding protein 1-like
Exons: 13
Coding region: 396-2372 (658 amino acids)
Biological process (GO): translational elongation
Molecular function (GO): GTPase activity; GTP binding; translation elongation factor activity
Source: RefSeq, a predicted model, not a curated record